Messenger RNA from Schizophyllum commune H4-8, 570 nucleotides. RefSeq lists its product as uncharacterized. The record is from RefSeq and is a predicted model, not a curated record. Lineage: Eukaryota; Fungi; Basidiomycota; Agaricomycetes; Agaricales; Schizophyllaceae. The transcript has 2 exons. The annotation marks the transcript as partial.
AGAUUUGCAGCAAUUUCUACUUUUGGGGUCGAUACAAUCCGCCGCUUCCACGAGAAUGUGUCCGAGAUGAAGAAGUUGGCAGCUCGAGACUUCGAGGACAUCCUGCAGUGCUCUAUACCGGCGUUUGAAGGCUUGCUUCCCGACCCCCAUAACAAGCGAUUGCUCAAGGUGCUCUACAAGCUGGCUGAGUGGCACGCGCUCGCCAAGCUUCGCCUUCACACCGAAGAAACACUGGCCAGGCUUGAGGUUGUGACACGCGAACUCGGACAGGCCAUGCGCGACUUCCGCGACAACACUUGCAGUGCAUACAAGACCUUCGAGACACCUAGUGAGAUUGCUGCGCGCGAGCGCCGCAAAGCGUCGGAGGCGAAGAAGGCAGCGGCUGCUGGUAAACCAGCGACAGGGAAGGCGCACGAGCCACGCUCAAAGGUACCGAAGACGCUGAAUCUCGCGACCUACAAGUGGCACGCUCUCGGCGACUACGUCAGCACGAUUCGCCUUUUCGGCCCAACGGACAACUAUUCUACUCAAGCGGUACGCUCCAAGUUAGUUCAAGUGACUUCCCACUAA